Penicillium pulvis is the source of this 1539-nucleotide messenger RNA. RefSeq lists its product as uncharacterized. Lineage: Eukaryota; Fungi; Ascomycota; Eurotiomycetes; Eurotiales; Aspergillaceae. Gene Ontology annotation, molecular function: transmembrane transporter activity. Gene Ontology annotation, biological process: transmembrane transport. The transcript has 5 exons. The coding region runs from base 1 to 1539 and encodes 512 amino acids. Gene Ontology annotation, cellular component: membrane. The record is from RefSeq and is a predicted model, not a curated record.
AUGGCCAAGACGGAGAACCAGGAGAUUGAAAAUGUGGCUGGCAUGAACAAUUUCAGCGAGCCACAGAAGAAUCACACGGAUUAUAGUCAAGUUGACAAGGAAAUUGCCAAGUACGCCACCGAUGGCGCUAUCGAGAUCGACGAAGCCACCAAUAAACGACUGAAGAAGAUGAUCGAUAAACGGGUGCUGGUGGUGAUGAUGUUUACAUAUUUGCUGCAGACUUUGGAUAAGGGUGCGCUGUCUUUUGCCUCGAUUAUGGGCAUUAAGACCGAUGCGCACCUGGUGGGUCAGCAGUACUCAUGGUUGACUACUAUCGUUUAUAUCGCUAUCCUUGUCGUUGAAUAUCCGGAAAACUGGAUCAUCCAGCGAGUUCCCAUCGGAAAGUGGCUCUCCAUCAAUAUUUUGUUAUGGGGUAUUUGCAUCUCCCUGAUCGCUGCCAUGGACACAUUUGAAGGAUUAGCCACUCUUCGUGCAUUCAUGGGUGUCUUCGAGGCUGCUUGCCAGCCGACCUUUGUCGUGUUAUCGGCAACAUGGUACAAGAGAGAAGAGCAGGCCAGUACCAUCAACUUCUGGUUCAUGAUGAAUGGUCUCCAGAACAUCAUUGGUGGCCUGCUGGCCUUCGGAUUCUCCUUCGUACCCUCCACUUCCCCAAUCAAAUCGUGGCAGGCCCUCUUCAUGAGCUACGGAAUUAUCACCGUAAUCUGGGCCAUCUUUGUCUAUUUCUGGUUACCUGACUCCAUUAUGCGUGCCAAGUGUUGGUCCGAAGAAGAUAAGCGUCUGAUGGUUGAGCGAGUGCGACAAAACCAGACUGGUCUACAGAACCGAAACUUCAAAUGGGAGCAAGUGAGAGAGGCCUUUGCUGAUCCACAGCUCUACGCAUUCGCUCUCAUCCAACUGUUGACUACCAUUCCUUCCGGGGGCAUCGGUGCGUUUGCCAACAUCAUCGUCAGCUCAUUCGGUUUCAGCACCUGGGCGAGUCAACUCCUAUUGAUGGUCGUCGGAGCUGUCACAGCCAUCACGAUGAUAUCCUCGGCCUACCUUGACCGCUACUUCAAGCAGACCAUCAUAAUCAUGAUUCUCUCUUUAGUUCCAUCAAUCAUCGGCACUUCAAUCCUAGUCGGAAUCCCAUUCUCGUCAGAUAAAAAAAUCGGCAUGCUAAUUGCAUACUUCAUUUUCUACUCAUUCUUCGCUGUUCAGUCGCUUGGCUUGAGUUUGAUGUCUCGAAAUGUGGCCGGUCAGACCAAGAAAUCCAUCGUCAUCGCCUGCAACUUUGUUUUCUGGGCUGGUGGAAAUGCCAUUGGACCUCAGAUUUUCCGAGACAAAGAUGCACCACGGUAUUAUCUUGCCUUUGCAAUUAUUCUGGGCUGUUUUGGACUGUGUCUUAUUCUUCUUAUCGCGCUGCGCAUGUGGUACAGCAUUCAGAACCGCAGGAGGGAUGCGAAGAUUGCAUCUGGGGAGGUUGUGCCCGAUGUUAACUUUACACAUGCUUUCGAGGAUAUCACGGACUGGAAGAACCCUCACUUUAGAUAUAGCUACUGA